UGAGCUGUUGCAGAGGCAGCCAACUGCUCCAUAUUUGGCUUCUGUUACCCAUUUACACGCUGGAGCGAGCGGAGGGAGCGAGCGCUGUGCCGCAGACAUCAUCAUUCCUACUACAGCGCUGGAGAGACAUCCCCGGACCUGUGUCACUGCAGGGGGAAGGAGGGAAAAAAACAAACAAAAAAACCAACAACAACAAAAAAAAACCAACAACCCAAACAAACAAAAAAAAAGCAGACCCAAGCCCCGUGACCAGCUAGGAAGACAUUUGUGUGCGAGUCUCUCUCUGACCCCCCCCCACCCCCAACGCCAGCCCCACCUCCACUGACACUUUACAUCACAUUGCAGGCCAAGCCAGAUGGGCAAGCAGUACAAGCUGUGAAUUUAUUCUUGACCCCUCUAGGACAGUGACCAUCUUCAUUUUUGUCUUCACCAUACGGAUAUGCACUGCCAAUAAGAUCCUGGAGCACAGGGAAAGAGUUUUAAUGCAAAAUAUCAGAAAAAGCUGCAACAUCUCCUAUGAGAGAGGGGAAAAAAGAAGAUUUACAAUUGCAUCUUGAAACACUCACAUGAUUUGAGCUCUAUCUUGCUAUUUUUGAAAGAGGAAAACCAGUGAGGACCUGUGAGCAAUCCAGCAGCAUCUAAAAAAUCUUCAUGCUAAAGGAUAAUCCAGAAUUCCCUGAAGAAGAACAUAGUGAAUGUUAAUACAGAGGAGCCAUCAGAGAAUCGUGCUCACGGGGAGAUGAUUCCUCAUGAAGUCACUGGAUCCCUUGCAGAAAUCAAAUGUGACUUUCCAUUUAUCAGACUGAAAUCAGAGCCAGCCAGACAGUGAAGCAAGCACAGUGGAGGGGGGACAGCGAAAGAUGAAAUCCAACCAAGAGCGGAGCAAUGAAUGCCUGCCACCUAAAAAGCGAGAAAUCCCUGCCACCAGCCUGCCUUCAGAGGUGAAGCCGGUCCUGCCAAACGAGAACCACCGUGCGGAUAACCUAGCAUGGCUUCCCAGCACACCUGGCGGCCAGGGCAGCCUGGGGGGCCGGCACCGGCCUGGGGGGACGUCGUCAGUGGAGGCGGGCUUGCAGCAGGGUUUGCACAAGUCACUGUCUGCAGGGCUGGACUAUUCCCCACCGAGCGCGCCCAGGUCCGUUCCAGCCUCAACCACUCUUCCCACAGUGUACUCGCCUGCCCUCUCCCAGUCGGGGACCCCCGUUUCCCCCGUGCAGUACACACACCUGCAGCACACCUUCCAGUUUGUCGGGCCCCAGUACAGCGGAUCGUACACCGGAUUCAUCCCCUCACAGCUGAUUUCCCCCACAGCCAACUCUGCGACCAGCGCCAUGGCAGCGGCCACAGCCGUUGCAACCACUCCAUCCCAGCGCUCCCAGCUGGAGGCCUAUUCCACUUUGCUGGCCAGCAUGAGCGGCUUAAGCCAGCAGGGGCACAAAGUUGAGCCGCACCUGGUCAGGACGCCUGGACUGAUCGCUGCCGGGUCUCCUCCACCCACCCAGCAGAACCAGUACGUCCACAUUUCCAGCUCUUCCCAGAGCUCUGUCAGAAACGUCUCUCCUCCAACCAUCCCAGUCCCCCUGCACCCCCAUCAGACAGUGAUCCCGCACACCCUCACCCUCGGCCCUUCCUCCCAAGUGGUGGUGCAAUACACCGACUCAGGCGGCCACUUUGUCACCAGGGACGCCCCUAAGAAGCCUGAGAGCAGCCGGCUGCAGGCGCUGCAGGCCAAGGAGGUACUGAACGGCGAGAUAGAGAAGAGCCGGAGGUACGGCAUUUCGCCCUCUGCCGACAUGGGUCUAGUCAAAGCAGGCAAUAAACCAGCUCCCCAUCAUUACGAGACCAGGCACGUGGUGGUCCACUCGAGCCCUGCUGAGUACGGCGUGCGGGAUUCCUCAGGUGUCCGAGCCUCUGUCAUGGUGGUCCCCAACAGCAGCACACCCACGGCGGACAUGGAGGUGCAGCAGGCCACCAACCGCGAGACCUCUCCCUCAGCCCUCAAUGACAAGGGAAGCCUGCACUUAGGAAAGCCAGCCCACCGGUCCUACGCCUUGUCUCCGCAGCAGGCUCUGGCUCACGAGGGGGUGAAGGCAGUGGCCACGCUGUCCCCUCACACCGUCAUUCAGACCACCCACAGCGCCUCCGAGCAGCUCCCCGUCGGGCUGCCGGCGACAGCCUUCUACGCCGGGACCCAGCCACCGGUGAUCGGCUACCUGAGCGGUCAGCAGCAAGCCAUCGGGUACCCGGGCGGCCUGCCGCAGCACCUGGUGAUCCCUGGCACCCAGUCCCUGCUGAUUCCGGUCGGCAGCACGGACGUCGAGCCGUCAGGAGUCACGCCUGCAAUCGUCACGUCUUCUCCCCAGUUUGCAGCAGUGCCUCACACGUUUGUCACCACCGCCGUCCCCAAGAGCGAGAACUUCAGCAUGGAGCCCCUCACCACCCAGCCCGCCUACCAGGCCACCAUGGUGCAGGCACAGAUCCACCUGCCCGUGGUGCAGUCCAUCGCUUCCCCCGCCGCUGCACCUCCCACGCUGCCCCCCUACUUCAUGAAGGGGUCGAUCAUUCAGCUGGCCAACGGGGAGCUGAAGAAAGUAGAGGACUUGAAAACAGAAGACUUCAUCCAGAGCGCAGAAAUUAGCAAUGACCUGAAAAUAGACUCCAGCACUGUGGAGAGGAUUGAAGAGAGCCAUAGCCCAGGCAUCGCCGUGAUACAGUUUGCGGUUGGGGAGCAUCGAGCACAGGUCAGCGUGGAAGUCUUGGUAGAAUACCCUUUUUUUGUAUUUGGACAAGGCUGGUCAUCCUGCUGCCCCGAGAGAACCAGCCAGCUCUUUGAUUUGCCAUGCUCCAAACUUUCAGUGGGGGAUGUCUGCAUAUCGCUCACACUCAAGAACCUGAAGAAUGGCUCUAUUAAAAAGGGCCAGCCCAUGGACUCAGCUAGUAUCUUGCUGAAGCAUUCAAAGAAUGACAGUCUAGCUGGAAGUAGACACAGGUAUGCGGAGCAGGAAAACGGGAUUAAUCAGGGAAGCGCACAGAUGUUAGCUGAGAACGGUGAACUGAAGUUUCCGGACAAAAUAGGAUUGCCUGCAGCACCUUUGCUCACCAAAACAGAACCCAGCAAGCCCCCGGCAACGAGGAAGAGGAGGUGGUCAGCCCCUGAAACACGAAAACUAGAGAAAUCAGAAGAGGAGCCACCUUUGACUCUUCCCAAGCCUUCUUUUAUUCCUCAGGAGGUUAAGAUUUGCAUUGAAGGUCGAUCCAACGUAGGAAAGUAAAAGUUGUUUGGGGAAAGGAAAUUAGGCUAUCCCUUGUCAUUUUUAUCCAGAUUACUGUACUGUAGACUAAAUAACCCAGUAUUUACAUGUUAUCAUCUUAUUUUAGGUUUAUGUUAUAACCUUGUUGUUAUAGUUGCAGCUGGUAUUAUGCAGGAGACUGGUGCAUAUGUUUUUCCACAAGUGUUUGUCAGUGACUAGGUUUAUCGAGAGCUACAGAAGGGGCAGUAUCUGCUUCACACACCCUUGGUGGAAAUGAAUGUGUUGUCAUGGCUCCUGUUUUCUAACACCUCGUGUAGGACAGGGUCCAGCUGUGAUUUUUUUUUUCUUUUUGUUGUCUUUUUGUUUUGUUGUUUUGGUUCCUGUUCUUUUUUUUUUUGGAGGGGGGGAGGUGAGGAGAAGGGAACUGUAGCAGAGGUGUAUGUCACGGGUGGGGUGCCUGCAUGUGUGUGCGUGCGCAUGUGUGUGUGUGUCCGUGCCAGUCCCAAGGAGGGGCUGCAGCUCAGUGGUGGGUUGGUGAAGAGGUUUCCUCACCCCAGCUGGAUGCCGAGGACACGACCCACAGGUGUUACUGAAAAGGAUCGGACAGUCUCUGAUGUUUCCAACAAGAAGCCAACACUUACUCAAGGCUCUACAGAGUAUAUAUAUAUAUAAAUAUAUAUAUAUAUUUGUGUGUGUGUAUAUGUAUAUAUAUAUAUAUUUUUUCCCCCCAUGGGGUCUGACUGCACUGAUUUUUAUUCCUAAAGCAACUGCCACACCAACAUUUCCUUUCUGCUUGCUAGUGCAGUUCCAUUGCCCGGAGCCAGCAGAUGGGGAGGCUGUACGGACUCUUGGCACCGGUCGCCUUGCAAGGUUUUCCUUCAGUGCGGUGGGCGGGCGGGUGGGUGGGUGAGUGUGUGUGUGGUGGGUGGUGUGUGUGGGUGUGCACGAGGAGGCCUCCGGCUCCGUGGAUGCGCCUGGCUCAGGCUCACUCCUGUUUCUGUGCAGUGUUAGACAAAUCAACCAGGUGAUGCCAUUGACAUUUGCUUCCACAAGGUAGACGCAUACUGCCCCUUUGAGAUCACAGGCAUCCAUUGUUUGCAGUUAGGUUGCAAAUCUUUCUGUCUUUAGUACUGUUUUUUAGUUCAUGAUUAUGGACAACUGGUGCCACUUUUUUCAAAUUUCAGUGUGACACAGGAAUCCGCUGUUGAAGAUGAACCUAGAAUGUCUUUAAGCACUUAAAAUGCUGUUCACACUUUAUUGCUGAGCAUCCUGGUCUAACACUCAGUACAGUACUGUAUCUCACUUUAAUCUGCUCGGAAAGCAACAACAACAAACAAACAAAACAAAUCUCUUCAACACUGUAACUACAUGCAACUAUGUAAAGUUUUCUCACAGGCAAGAUGCUGAAAGUUUUAAUGUGGUUUCAAAGGGAUGAAUGUGAAUUAUUGAACUAGUAUGUGACAGUCAUUGUCCACAAAGGACUACUUAAUAGGAGGCACUUUUUAAACUUUAAUGCUUGAGAAAGAAUUAAAGGCAUAUGUGAGCUGACAGAUAAUUAAAAAAAAAAAAAAAGAGAAAGGAAAAAGGAAAGAGGAAAAAAAAUAUCAUUGUCCAGUGUUUUUGAAAAAGAUGGACUUUAAAGAAUCUUGCAAUUUGCACAUCUUGAGUUUAUCAUUUGUGUGGUAUUCCUGCAGUUUUUGCCUAAUAAUGUUGUGGGUUAGGGGGGUGUCUGAAAGAGCAUAAACAAAUGUAGCAAUUACUCACUAACCUGCCUACGCUCUAGGCCAUUUCAUAGGGUUACGUUCCUUUCAAAGCUCAUUUUUGGUCUUUUUUUACCAUAUCUGCCACACAGAACCAGGUCCUACUGGGACGGCUCUGAGAAUUUUUCUUCAGACUUGCUGAGAGAGUUUUCCACAAGAAACAUUUCUAUACAUAAGCAAGGUGUUUGUUUGUUUUGAAAACAAACCUAUUGUUAUUUUAUUGUUAUUAUUAUUUGUUAUUUUAAUUGCAUUGUUUUCCAUUGGAAAGGCUGAGAUUUCAAGAGUUUGGUACAAACCAAGUAGGAUUGGGGGGGGUGGGAGGGGAAUCACCCCGUUCAGUCUUUUCUUUUCCCCAGGUAGGGCCGGAUCUUUUGAGGUGCUGUGCACCCAGCCUCCUGCACAAGCCUCGGGGAGGUGCAAGUAUGAAGUACUUCAGGGCUGAGCGCUAAAGCCUGUUGCUGCCACUAGAGAGAUCCCGUUGAUUUCAGUGGGAUUGCGCUUGGGCCCUACGCGAGCAAGCGUUCGGGUCGUCGUGUUUGGUUGGCAAGUUCGCAUCCUUCAGGUAGUUUUGAAGAAGCUGUACUGAUAGGGAGAAAAGGAAAUUAAAAGUCCGUCAUUAGAACCGUUGUAAACUAAAGUGAACAAAUCUAUUUAAAAUCUUCUUUUCCCUCUGCCCUAAAAUACAGUGCUUUUAUUUAAGAGAAGAAAUGUUAACCCCAAACCCCAGCUUUGACUCUGUUAUUUGUUACUUGAAAUUUAGCUCACACCAGAACUAAUUGUUUUUAUACCGUAUUCUGGGGUGCACCAAAAAGUUGAAAUAUGUUUAAAAUAGCUUGAAACUUUUCUUGAAUUUCCUUGAAUUUUAUUAACCUCUCGGCAGGCUACCAAAUAGCUGAGUGGGUUUCUUCUCACAGUCACACUGCUUAGUUAGUGCUUAUUUGUUAAUAUUUCUGCUCAGAGAAGUUGCUUAAUCUUCCAUAUACUCUGCUCAGGGCACUUGCAAUUUAUUGUUUUGUUUUGUUUCCUGUUUUGUUUUUAAGCUUCGAUGGUAAAGGAAUAGAAAGAAUUACAGAUUUUAGUUCACAGUCGUACCACUAUUUCCGUACUUCACGCAUGCUGAGAAAAAAAAAAAAAAUCUCAAGUAAAACCAUACACAUACACAUUUGUGGUUAAUAAGGAAGCAGGGGCUAUUAAACUGACUGGAUCUAUUCAACUAACACUAAAAAAAAAUAAAAAUAAUAAUAAUAAAAAAUACGUUUGGAGCAAUAGGAAUGUAUUAGUUUUGUGCUUGUAUUUCAGACUGAGGAAUUCUGAAAUAACUGGUUCUUUCCAAACAAUUGUCCCUUUCCAUGCUUUGGCUUUUGUAGGAUGUGCAAUACUUUACGUGCCAACUUAGACUCACCCGUGCGGUGUUAGCUAGAUCUCAUACCCACUUCUGAUUUCCCUUGCUUGUGUUCCUUUUAAAAAUGGUUUCUUUCUUUCUUUCUACCUUUUUUUUUUUUUUUUUUUCUAUUAAUAAUUCCCUCCCUAUCCCUCCUUCCCCCAGAACACACCCCAACUAAUUAAGGGUCAAGAAUCCCUUGCCCUGGGAAACACCAACCCUUUUUGUAUUUGAUGUUAAAAAAGAUCCAGGAAGAAAAAUAAGGAAAAAUAAUAAAUAAAACCAAGAUGUAUAAGCAGUUGGAUGCCUUCCAGGUGGAGGGCAGCACUUGGUACAGAGAGCUGCCUUCUGCCUGGACUGCAUGCAGACAAGACCUGACUCCCACCGGGGAGAGAAAAAUGCCCCCCUGGGACCAAGUCCUUGGCAAGGGGGGCUUUGCCUCUCCCCCCUGGCACUGAGCAUCCCUUGCGGCAAGUCCCCAUGCCCGGGAAGUGCCAUCCAUCCCUGGGCACAUGCAAAAAUGCCACUUGCAAGCAUGGAGAUGCUGAGGUGAAGCCAAAGGAGGAGGUUUAGCUGCUGCUUCUGAGCAGCGGUUGCUUUGCAAUAGUAACUGACAGUAGUUCUCUUUUUUGUCUUCUUUUCUUUUCUUUUCUUUCUUUCUUGUUGUAGCAGGCCUGUUUAGUUUACAACAAAAUGCAUACAAUCACCAAGAAAUUAGUCAGGGCAAAGAAAAAUAAAACAAGAACCUCUUUAUAGGGAUUUCUAAAAAAAAAAAUUUAAAAAAAUUAUCUAUCUAUCUGUCUUAUCUAUCUAUCUAAUCUAUCUAUAUAUCUCUCUAUAUAAAAUGACUGUUCCUUAUAGUGUUUAACUUAGGCAUUGUUUCAGUUUGUCUGGGCCACAUCAUGGGGAAUUUGAGUUUGAUGUCACUUACCUCGAGUCCUCUGGUCGAGACCCAAAUCGGAGUCACUGUUGACCUAUUUUACCAUUUUGUACGUUGCCCUUGGGCUCACUUUCCCUCAAGGGCGCAGACCUUGGAAGGAGGGACACACACACACGUUCCUUUUUCUAUUCCUUUAAUUCCUUUGUCCCACUGUUGCUUCUUUUGACCUGUCGUUCCCGUCAUUUUCUCAGCGUGGGGAAGUGACAUCACUACUCUCGUUUCCCUUAAAUCAAGGAACAUUUAGAAACCUUUCACACCUUUUACUCAGGGAUGGGGCUGGCAUAUGUGUGGUACACUGAUGUGACCAGAAGCAGCACUUUUACUGCUCCGGAGUAGGGAUGUACAAUGUUACAGACAAGUUUGGAUUUCCUGCAUCUCAUGGUUUAAACUUUGUAGAGCUCACUUGGAUUGCAAUACAAAAGCAGCAGGCUCAGCGUGAACUGUAGCUGUUGGUUAUCAUGAAAAUUCACUCUCUGCAGAGAUUUAUUUUGCUUUGAAGUGUGUUGCCAAUAGUAAAAAGGAAACAGUGAAAUUCUGUUAAUUCUUGCAACAGCUAAAAAAAAACAAAACCAAAAAAAAACCACAAAAAAACCUGUGUCAGGGAGGGCGAAUCCUCAAUAUUUUUAAACACUAAUAGUGUUAUUUCAAAGAGGGAGGCUCUUGGCACAGAUGCUCUUCAUGUCCUGGGACCCAGUUCUGCAAACACUUAUACAUGUGCUUAUGGGAGGCCCAGGCUGACUGGCAAAGGCUGCUUGGGAGCUUAGUGUGAAGCACACGUAUAAAUCUUUGUGAAAAUGAAGCUUGGUUCAGCCAGGGCCAGACCCUGACCUUAAUCAGGCAGCUGGAAAAAUCUUGGAGUUCAUCCAGGUUUUCCAGGGCAGAAGCAUCAGGCAGGCAGUGGGAAUUUGGCCUGUUGAAACACUUCUUUGGUCCCCAGGAACUUGACAAAUAGCAAAAUGGGAUGUGCACUCGUACCAAUAAUUUCCAUUUCUUCCCUCCCCAUCAUCACAGGUAAGAGCAGAGUCCUCUGUGGGCUCUGGCCAGUGCUGAUGUGAAAAGCAAGGGGAAUGAACGCUAUGGCCAGAGUGCAGGCAGUAAUUUCCUUUCCUCUGGUUUACCCAACCCUCCCACCCUCGCAAAUCCCGAAAUACAUAGCAAAAUGAGAACUUGAUGCAGAUAUGCAGAUGUGCACACACAGAAGUGUCUGUUUGCACACGAAUAAAUGUGCGAUUUGUUUUGUUUUGUUUUUUUCCACGUAUGCCUACGUGUCUACUUGAUUCCCUGUCCUGAGGACAGCCUUGCUUUUUUGUGUCGAGAGGGAAAUUCCAAACGCGUUGCACACCUCUACUCCAGAGUUCAAUUUCUUUUACAUAGACGACCUCGCUUCAGAUGUGUUACCUUUACUGAUAGGAUCUUUUCUUGUAGCACUAUACCUUGUGGGAAUAUUUUUUGAUGUAAACCUAAUUUGAGAAGCUUAUUAAAAAUAGAAACUUUUUUUGAAGCACUCACAUUGAGGAGUACAGGUAAUGUUUUAAAAAAAAAUUGCACAAAAGAAAAAUGAAUGUUGGAAUGAUUCAUUCAGUGUUUGAAAAAGAGAUGGCUCUGUUUGAACAGUGAGUUUCAUACCUUGUUUGUAAAAAAAAAAAAAAAAAGUUUUUAAAUACAAAAGCAGAGAAAGGUUGAAAGUUACAUGUUUUUUGUAUAUAGAAAAUGUCAUGUCUAGAUGAUCUGAUUUGUAUUGGCUUUGGCCAGGAAGAAUUAUUACUUAAAAGGCUCUUAAAGAACAACUGUGCUUAAUUUUCUGUUCGUAUUACAUGGGUCCCAUUUCUGGGGAAUGGAGUCAUGCUUCACACUGUUUAUUCCUGUGCUGAAAACAUACCUUGGAGCAGCAAUUCUCCAGUGCAGCUACCGGGCACUUCAAAGGGUGGCUACUGUGCGAAACUAGCGUCUCACUCUCCCAACUGUAUUUUGGCUUUAAGUCUCUCCUGCCUGUGCCGAGGGAGCCGCUGGCAGCCCACGGGGCAAGGCUGGGUUUGUAGGAGGCCUCGGCCGUGCCCUUUGCAGGUGCCGGGUUCCGGCCGCGGCCGCAGCAGCCCUGGCCUGUCGAGCCACUGCCAGCCGAGCGUGACCUGCUUAGUUCCUACCUGGGGCCUUGCGGUCCCGUUUUUUUUUCCUCUCUCUGGGAUGCUGUUCCGUGUUUUUUCAGCACUUCCUGUUCCAGAUGAAACCCAAAGAGUAUAACCCUGAGCAAGAAGUGCUUGUAACAAGGGAUCCUAGCCCAGGGGUAGCAGCAGAGUGGUAAUGAAAGCCACCUGGCCUUCCCGCCCUUGAGGCUGCCUCUUCUCCCCCACCUCUGCUGUCAGAGCUACCAGGGAGCAGAGCAGGUGGCCACUCCGCACAUUUCCAGUGGUGGUUUUGGCCCAUGGCGAGACCGGUGUUUUUCAGAAGCCAAAAGCAGAGGAUCUUGAGGCAGUUUCUGAGGAGAGGGUCGGUCCUUUUCCUGUCCAAAGAUUUAGCUGGGCAGCCAGGAGCCAGCAGCAGGACAGAACAGGUGAAGUGUGAGGCUGCUCCUGUCCCCUUCCCAGAGGCAACCCAAGCUCCGGCUCCCACAGGCAGAAAUACUGCCCUUCCCAGUGCCCCCCAGGCACUCAGAAAACGGGCCCCAGUUGUGUUACAAUGAAGUGCAUUCAGCCAACAGGUAGUGUUUAUACAAUAACAGUCUCUAAGGUCUCUGUAGUUUUUUUUCUUGUCAUUAGCUGAAAGGACUCAAGUCUUCCAAUGAGGAUUUUAUGGAGGCUUCAUCCAAGGUUGUUUCUUUUUUGUUCGGUUCUUUUUUGAGCGGUCAAAGCUCCUGUGCCCUUUCCCUCGACCACACAGUAGGUAUGCAUUGGAAGUGUUGUUUGCAGCGAGUGUUAGUCACUCGUUGAAGCUGUCGUUGCUGUACUACAGGAUUGCUGGUGAGCAGAAACUUCAGGGCCCAGGUCUCUGGCCAGUGUGGAGCCAGUGUGGGACCUCUGGCUCCUCGGGCAGCGCCGCGCUGCCCCUUCACCCCAGCUGGCGAGGGGAUCGCACCCUGGUGUUCGCUUUACAAAUCCAGGACCCACAUAUUCUCCUUUUGAACAUGCUCUGCAGAACUCCUGUCUAAGUCAGUCAGGUUUGGAUCUGUGUAGCUGAGGGCAAAAACAGGGCUGGGGUGGCUGUGGAUGGCUCAGUCUGUGUCCUCUGCCUGGCCUCAGCCAAGUUGCUAAUCUGUUAAGGCAUAGAUACAACUCUUCACGACAGUCAGCUAAUGUUGAAACUCACUAAUGUAGGUAUCUGCUCUCUUUUUAUUUUUUUUUGUUGUUGUUUUUGAAUAAUAUAUUAACUUGUUGAACACUGUUCUUUUUGCAGUGUUAAAAAAAAAAAGGGGGGGAGGGGGAUUUCCCAACCUUUUUCAGUUCGGGUGAGCUACUGAAAAUCAUUUUGUACUAGCUAUGUCACUGCUCCCGGCAGCCGGCUGGGGUGAGGUUUAGCCAUUCUACGGCACUAGUUGUUAAGGUCUUUUUUGUUUUGGUUUGUUGUUUUGUUUUGUUUUGUUUUUCUAAAUCGUCUGGUAUUUCUAAGGAGGGUUGUUGCAAAUCACACUUCCAGUGUAGUUCCUAGUGUAGGCCCAGUAAAAGGGAUAUCGCAGCUUUGUGUUGGGGAGAAAUUGAGCUGACAUGGCCAGUACAAAGGAGAAAUAGGGAGGGAAUAACGUUUUGCACCUUAUUGAAAAGAGGAGAAGAUUUUAAGUGCAUACAGACAUAGUUAAGAGCUUUUAUUGUGACAGGAGAACUUUUUUCCAUAUGCGUGCAUACUCUCUGUAAUUCCAGUGUAAAAUAUUGUACUUGCACUAGCUUUUUUAAAACAAAUAUUAAAAAAAAAAAUGGAAGAAUUCAUAUUCUAUUUUCUAAUGGUGGUGUGUCUAUUUGUAGGAUACACUCGCGUCUGUUUAUUGAAUUUUAUGGUCCCUUUCUUUGAUGGUGCUUGCAGGUUUUCUAGGUAGAAAUUAUUUCAUUAUGAUAAUAAAACAAUGUUUGAUUCAAAAUUUGAACAAAAUUGUUUUAAAGAAAUUGUCUGUAUACCAGUACAAGUUUAUUGUUUCAGUAUACUCGUACUAAUAAAAUAACAGUGCCAAUUGCAAA
Apus apus (common swift) is the source of this 11495-nucleotide messenger RNA. It is a transcript of the gene ATXN1, whose product is annotated as ataxin 1. Gene Ontology annotation, molecular function: protein binding; RNA binding. Gene Ontology annotation, biological process: negative regulation of transcription by RNA polymerase II; nervous system development. The transcript is spliced from 6 exons. Gene Ontology annotation, cellular component: nucleus. The coding region runs from base 861 to 3272 and encodes 803 amino acids. The record is from RefSeq and is a predicted model, not a curated record. NCBI's taxonomy places the organism in Eukaryota, Metazoa, Chordata, Aves, Apodiformes, Apodidae.